Messenger RNA from Abrus precatorius (Indian licorice), 1701 nucleotides. Its product is annotated as NAC domain-containing protein 71-like. The coding region runs from base 188 to 1012 and encodes 274 amino acids. NCBI's taxonomy places the organism in Eukaryota, Viridiplantae, Streptophyta, Magnoliopsida, Fabales, Fabaceae. The record is from RefSeq and is a predicted model, not a curated record. Gene Ontology annotation, biological process: regulation of DNA-templated transcription. The transcript has 3 exons. Gene Ontology annotation, molecular function: DNA binding.
CACACGCACAGUCACCGGCGGGAGUGUGAGAAAGCUUGCAAGACACGAUUCUCAUUUCUCACACAACAAAUCCACACACACACUCUCACUCGUUUCCUUCGCUUCUUCUUCUUCCGUUUCCUAAAUCCUCCAUAAACCCUAACCGGCUAGCCCCAACAAUUUACACUCUCAACCUCGCUUAUGAUUCAUGGAAGACCAACACCGUGCUACCCUCCCUCCCGGUUGCCGGUUCCAUCCCUCCGAAGAGCUUCUCCUCCGUUACUACUUAACCAACAAGAACGAAAACCGCGAAGGGGAUUUCUACGGUUCUGAUUUGAUUCGGGAACUGGACCUCUACGGUUACGACCCUUUCGAAUUACCGGACGCUGCGUGCUUUUCGUACGGUUACCGAGGGAGGAAGAGGCAUUGGUUCUGUUACACCGUUAAGGUGCCUAAGCGCGGUACCAGGAAGGUGAAAAGUGGGUUCUGGCUUCGAAAGGGAAGGGUUCGCGAUGUUUUCGGUAACGGUGGAAACGCCGUUUUGGGAACAAGGACACGUUUCGUUUUCUACGUUGGCAAUUCCGUAAAAAGCGCUACCAGAACGGAUUGGAUUUUGUACGAAUACGCAUUGGUUGACCGUGUUUUGGCUUCAUUUGCGCUCUGUCGCGUGUUUAAUAAGCCUCAUCAGAAGAAUAGUCCAUCGGAGAUUGGUCUCAGUUGUUAUGCGGAAGAGAGUGUGUCCGCGGUGCGUCAUGUUGGGGUUCAGUGUGAUGGAUAUGUUAGAAGUGAUGUUGUUGAAGCUAUUGUGUGUGAUGAUAACAGAAAGAAUGAGAUCACUGAGCUUCCAAUUAGGUGUGGUGGUGAACAUGAUGAUAGUGCCGCGCUACCAGUUUCCGUUGUUCAGGGUAGUCAACAGGAAAGGCUCUGUGGACUUCCUGGUGGCAGUGCAUUUUUCAUUGAAGCUGUGACAUCUCAACAACUACUUUCCAUUCUAGAGGAGGAGGAUUUCAUUGAAUUGAAUGAUAUUGCAUGAAUUGAUUUAAGAGAUAUAUGCAUUCUAAUGCUGCUCUCAGGAGUAUUUAUCACCUGAAACAACUGUAUUCAGAAUGGGGUAAUGCCCCCGCUACUGAGGAGAAAGAUUUAUGAUACUGCGUAAACUUUUUCCACUCGAAGAAACAUGUCAGAGGGGUUGAGGCAUAUGUCAUGGAACAAUCACUUCGCAUGUUAAGGUAGUUACUAUAGAUCUUUGUAUGUUACACUCUUGAGCCCUACUUAAGGAAAUAUUCAGUAGAUCUUCUUUGUUUUGAGCAUGCAGAUUUUCUCCUGUGCCUAAUGAAAGGCAAUUGGCUCCAGAGGAAUAGAGUUAGAGUUAGAUAUUGGUAUUGGUAUUGGUAAUUGCAACAUGCAAUUUACUCUAGUAUGCUGUGGGCAACAUCAUCUUACUUCACGCUGUCAUUGUUCACUUGACAGUAUAUUUAAAUUUUAUUUAGCAUUCCUGGGACCAUCCGAAUUUCCUAUCUGCCCCAUAUUGGCAAGGCCUAUUCGUUACUGUCUGUGCUACUUUCUUUUUUCUAAACUUGUUCAAGAGGCAAAUCAGAUGAAUUCCAAACUAAGGAUUUUUGUAAGUGUUAUUAUAUAACAGUAGCUUAUGAAUUGCCUUAACCUUUGUAUUACUUCUUUGGUUAGCUUACUAAUUUUAUGUUCUUCUUGGUAUUAGGUAUU